Molecule: messenger RNA, 1887 nt
Organism: Coniosporium apollinis CBS 100218
Lineage: Eukaryota; Fungi; Ascomycota; Dothideomycetes
Exons: 1
Coding region: 1-1887 (628 amino acids)
Source: RefSeq, a predicted model, not a curated record
AUGACGGCAAUGCUAGCAUUCCCAAGACUCGGAAGGCUCAACGGCCGAUUUCUCCAGUUUGUACUAAUAGCUUCUAUCAUAUCCCUCGGAGGAUGGCUCUAUCUAGAGUCCUUUGGGCCUCCGAAGCAGAUGCACCUUCCUUCCUUUGGACACAAACCGAACACACAGGCAACUGCCUCGCCUACUACAACCACUACAUCAGUUUCGACACAAAAGCCGCACCCCAUAGACACGCUAGUACGAGAUGCGGGAAGUGAAUGGGCGGCGGUGCUGGAGAAAGAGACGAAGGAUCUUAAAGGCGCUGCGGAAGCGUACCGGUUGCGCCGAGGCCGACAUCCUCCCCCGGGGUUUGAUGACUGGUUCGCAUUCGCCCAGAAGCACGACGCCAUUAUCAUCGAAGACUUCUUCGACCAGAUCUAUCACGACUUGAACCCCUUCUGGGGCGUGGAAUCAAGUGUCAUCCGGCAGCAAGCGAGGACGUUCGAGUUCCGUAUCAGUGUCCGCAAUGGCACGGCGAGCUUCUUUUCCGACGACAACGACCGGCCGUGGAUGCGGCUAUGGCACGAGCUAAUCUCGACAAUUGCCAAGCAGCUUCCAGAUGUCGACGUUCCUAUCAACAUCAUGGAUGAGUCGAGGGUUGUGGUUCCAUGGGAGACAAUCAAAAAUUACACAGAUGUCGGGCUGCAGAGCAGGCGGAUAGUCGACCUCCCAAAUGUUGUAUCAAAAUACACAGGAUUGGCGGAGCUGGACCAGAACCCCGGCGAACCGCCUGACCCGCAAUGGAUCCGCAUGGGCCCUUACUGGGACGUCGCGCGCGUAGGCUGUCCCCCAGGCGCCCCUAUGCGCGAAACCCCCUUCGACGGCGAUUUCUCCGGCCCUCCUCCCAUGCCGACAGGCCACCCCAUAAACUCAUACGAAGGCUACGUCAAGAACUGGACCCUCGCCAAAGACCCCUGCAUCAUCCCCAACAUCCUCGGCCUGCACGGCACCUUCACUGAACCAAUCUCGCAAUCCACCACCCACCAAUUCUUCCCCAUCUUCGGCGGCUCCAAAUUGCCCAUCAACAACGAGAUCCUCCUCCCGCCCGCCAUGUACUGGACACGCGACGAGUUCUACUCUGGCGGCGAAGCGCACGGCCCCGCCUGGGACGAGAAAAGCGACAAGAUGACGUGGCGCGGCGCCGCAUCUGGCGGGCGCAACAAGGCCGAGAACUGGACGCGCUUCCAGCGGCACCGCUUCGUGGCCAUGGUGAACGGGACCGCGGUACGGCUGGCCGAGAGCGCGGACGCGGCGCCGAAUUUCGUGCUGCCGGACUUCAAGGCGUAUCCGCUUGCUGCGGCACGCGAGGCGCAUCUGGGAGACUGGCUGGACGGCUUCAGCGACGCCGCGUUUGUCAAUCUGCUAUGCUUCCCCGCGCCGGAGGGGGAUAACCGCAAGUGCGACUACACGGGGAGCUUCUUUGAGAUUAAGCAGCCGCAGCCGAUGAAGGAGCAGUAUGACGCCAAGUACCUCCCGGAUAUCGAUGGGAAUUCGUUUAGUGGGAGGUACCGUGGGUUUCUGAGGUCGACGAGCUUGCCGAUCAAGGCGACGAUCUAUAGCGAGUGGCAUGAUUCGAGGCUGCAGCCGUGGCUGCAUUUUGUGCCGAUGGACAACACGUUCAUCGAUAUAUACGGCAUCAUGGAGUAUUUUCUGGGCUAUGGGGAUCUGGAAGGACAUGAUGAGGUGGCGAAGAAGCUGGCGCUUGGGGGAAAGGCGUGGGCGGAGAAGGUACUCAGGCCGGAGGACAUGGAGAUUUAUGUCUUCAGGCUGUUGCUGGAGUUCGCGAGGAUUUGCGAUGAUGCGAGGGACCGACUGGGCUAUGUGGGGGAUGUUCUAGAAAAGGGGUGA